AUGUUGAGACAGCCUGCCUGCCUUCCCCCGGCGAAGCGGAGCAAGCAGACAUAUGACUUGAAGCUUACAGAGGAAGACUUCGCCGAUGAUCAGAAGCAGGAAGUUGGAUCUCCUGAUGAACAAGAAGUUUGGUCGCCUUCGUCGCCAGAGACUGAUUGCCGAUACUCCCCGAUUCCUUCUGAGGAGGACCAGCUGAAAACAGUCCUUGCGAAUCGGAAUGUAGAGCCUAACACAGGCAUUUCUCUUCCCCAUGAUGAGACAAACAGGUAUCUUGAAUCGAUCCUUGUUCGCACAUCACUGACGCUUGGCUCGAAACGCAGAAAACCAACCAACCGCUCGGUUCCCGAAAUGUCAUUCUCGAGUGUGAUAUCAUCCCUUUGCCCAUCUAGAGCGAAUGAGUUUGAAGGGGAGAUGGUCCCUUCAUGCAUGCAUGAAGAGUUUCCCAUCGCAAAUAACUCGGCCGCGCAAAGUUUCAACGGGAGUUCACUCGGCUCGGACAGCACUGACGAUACUGAGAGCGCAAAGGCGCACUCCAUAAAUUCAAGGAGGACCGUAUGCUCCUGCAGCUCCUCCGAGCCUGCUGAGUCACCGAGGAAUCAAAGAAAGGCGCCGAACCUUAACGCGUCGGACUUCAGUGUCAGUCAUCCCGAGGGCAUGUCGUUCGAUAGCAUUUUUGGCACCGGCACUGAGGAAACCGAAGACAUCUGGAAAAGCAAGGACGCAAACGAUAAAGAGAAAUGCUCUCCAAAUGACAAUGCUCAGGAUUCUGGCGUGGCAGCCAAUGAACAAAGGGACAAGACGAAUUGCAGGAAGCAUACAACUCAUGACUUUUUCAUUUACUGCAAAAACUCCGUGCUCAUGGUAGUCGGACAGCAAACAACCACCAUGAUCAGCUUUCGUUCGGGAUCUCCUCCUUUCAUGCGCGUACAGGCAGGAGGAGCUUCUAAGAUCGAGCAAGGAACAACAUACCAGACAGUUGCGUACUGCGACGUCACCGACUACCCCACAGACGACCAGGUGCAUCUGCUUAUUGUAGAAGUGAGGGUGAAGCCAGGGAGGGUCAGGGUGUGGAUAGAUGGGAAGCAGGUGGGGUCGGGGGAUGCUCCGUUUGGAGAUCCGCUGAGAGACGACGAGUGGUGUGAUGAGCAGGUUGGGAGGUUUGCAGUCAACACAUCAUUCGUAAGCUAUGCCGGGGAGAGCUUCGAUCCAUGGCCGAACGCUGCUGCAACAGUCUCCUCGGAUCUCUACUUUUUCGAUUCCAAGGUGAAGUUGCAAGACAUACCGGGGUUGAUGACGUUUACACGGGCGUUGAGUACGACGAGCAUUGGAAACUCCUCUGGAUCUCAGAAUGGGACCAGCGCAGGGGACGUGGUAGGUUCAAACAAGACAGCAGGCUGCACGAAUGAGACCAGCAACAUUUCAGCUUGUAACGAAACGACUGGUGUUUCGACUCCUCCGAAAAUGUACUCAGUCACGCCAUCCGUCUGUCAAUUCUUCGGAGGGAACAUCCUCAGGGUUUUCCUCAACAACGACACCUUCCGGAAUCUUUCGAUGUCCGCCAACUUUGUGCCACUCAAGUACACGAAUUUGACUCUGAGUAGUGUCUUGGUACGAUGUCCCUCCUUCUCGCAGAUUGGGUUGAAGGGAAACAUAACAGUCAACCUGUUUGAGUCCGACGUCGUCAUUGGCUGCUUCUUGUUUGUCUUUGCUCCGCGUCCCACCUCAAUAUCUCCCAACAUCUUCUUCCAAGGAGGCGAGCUGGUCACCAUAUCGUCCGAUUUCUCCCUCUUUGCCAACCUUACAUGUUUCUUCCUCUUCGGCUCAACUCAAGCCAUCAACUUCUCCAUCACAGACAGCCAGUUGACUCGAGCUGAAGCAAUUGUGCCAGACUUGCUAGUCCCAUCGCGAUCAGAGCUCGUAGCGAAUUGCUCCGGAGACGUCAAACACCUUAACGCUUACAUUCGGCUAGUUGAUCGACCGUCGAUGGGCACCGUUACUGUGCAGGGAGAAGCAUGCUACUGGUACUUAGGGUGCAAGUUGCAGGUCGUGAUGAACAGUUUCUUUGGAGACAUCAAAUCUGCAAAACUUGACGUGUACAAGGUUGUUUCGACGAACUCCAAGCAGACAGUCAUUGAUGUGUAUCUCCCAGCGCUUGAAUCCGACGGCAAGUGGGAAGGCAUCAUCAUCCCCAGCAACAUCCCCAGCAACAUCUUGAGGAGUGAGGUGCAGUUGGCGUUUCCCAUCCCCCUCUCUCGCCCACCUCCCUCCAUCUUCCGCAUCCUCCCGUCUGCCGUGCAGCAGAACUCACCAACGGCGAUGAAAGUUUGGCUGAGAGGCUUCGACGCGUUUCUCUCCGUUGCCGACGCGAACGUCUCUAUCGCUGGUCAGGACGCCAUCGAGCACGUCAGCAUCGCCUUCUCUGACGAGUACGGGACCGAGAUAGAGGUAGCAGUUGGCCCCCUUCCUCCCGGCCUCUUCCUCCUCACCGUCAGUAGGAUCUCUCAGGACGUGUCCGCGUCUGCUCCUCUCAUCUCCUACGACCCGACCAUGGCGGCCGUCUCCCUCUCCUCCUCCGUCGUCCCCGCUGACCAGCAGCUCGACGGCCGCCCGGUCGCCUUCGACUUCGUCGCAGAGCUCGAAGUGCGGGUGACGAUCCCGAAGCCAGCGAGGGGAGACGCAAACGAAACGUCCCUCGUCUCCUACCUGACCUUCAACGACUUUUCCUCCUUCUUCGCGGCCUCCCCCAUCACCUUCGUGUGGCCUCCCCGCAUCCUCUCGUCCUCCUUCGAAUCGCUGGGCACGACGAUUCUCUUCCUCUUUGACCAGGACACCGACGCUCUCCUCGUCUCCUCCCCCUGCAGCGACUUCUUCCUCCUCCCCGACUCCAUUGGCAACAGCACCCAGUGCCUGUGGUCGGACCCUUCCCGGCUGCUGCUCCUCCUCCCCAGCAACUCGGCGUUGAGGCCUGGAGACAUGAUACAGGCCCGCGGAGGGCUGAAGAACAGAGGAGGGGAGAGUUCCCCUUCCUCCCCCCAGCUUGUGACCCUGCUCAGUCCAGCUGAGCUCAUCAUCCCACAGCUGGACAUCGCAGGACCCAACGUGAUCAGCAGCUGCGACGAGGCGACUCUGCGCGUCUCCUCUUCCUUCCCCCGCAUGUCUUCCUACUCCUGGGGCUGCAGCAAUGACGCAGAUCUGAACCAGCGGCUCAGCAGGGAGCAGGGAGACGCCUUGGUGCUCAGAGGAACAGAACUCAAACCAGCACUGACGUACGAGAUCGUGGUCGGGGGGACGAGCAUGUUUGGCGUUCAGGCAGCGUCUUCCUCCCACUUGCUGGAGCAGGCCGACACUUCUCUCCUUCUUUCCAUUCAACAGAUCUCUCCAGUCAUCAGCAGAGGGGAGAGCUUCUACGCAGCUGCCCUCCUGCAGCAGUCGAGCUGCCAGCCCCCACCUACCAGCUUCUUCCUCCUGUGGAGGAUCGUGGAGCUAUCGAGCAUGGACGAAAUCUUCCUCUAUAACUCCUCGGAAGUGGAACUCUACUUCCCAGCUGAUGUGCCAUGGAGAGAUGGGCAGACGUCCUACGUCCUCAGGGUCUCCUUGUACGCGGUGGGUCAGGGAGGAGCGAACGUGUUUGCAGAGAAAAGCUUCGAGCUGCGACCGGCUCCCCUGACCGCAGGAAUAGCUGGAGGCAACAGGACGAUCUGGAGGGAGCAGUCAGCAUUGCAGCUGGACGCCUCCUCCUCCUUCAGCAAGGCCCUCUGCCAGCAGCAGUCGAGCUGCUCGGUCGACAUCUUGUCGUUCAAGUGGAGCUGUUACCUGGCAGAUCAAGUCUGCCGCAGGAAGGGCGAUGGCGGUGUGAUGACGUUUGCAAACUCCGCAGUGAUCGAUGUUGACCUCACUCAGAUCGACAUCAACGACGAAGAACAGAUCAACUUCGCCGUCAUAGUCGAGUUUGGUGGCCAGCUCUCCUCCUUUGCUGUCGCCUACAACCUCUCCUCCGCUCCUCCCAUCAACACAGCAAUCAGCGUCGUUAGCCGGGACUCUUUCUGGGACAAGCUCGCGGUCGAACAGGAGGGAACAACCUGGACUUACAGCUGGUCUGUACAAGACUUGACUGGAAGGGUCCUCGAGCUGCAUCCCAGCCUCUUCCCAGCUGGCUACUCCUCGCCAGAGUUCAUCAUCCUCAGGGACAACCCGGAUGUCAAACUCGCCGCCUACGUUGUGACCCUCAGGGUGCUGGACGCCAGCUCGGGGCAAGAGGGAGCGGCGAGCAUGUGGUUUGUACGCAGCCUCCCCCCAGCUCCAGGCAGCUGCUCGUGUCAGGUUCGAGGAGCAGGAGCAGGAGGAGAGCCGGGGGUGACGUGCGAGUGCCGGCAAUGGUCUUCUACUAACCUCCCCAUCAUGUACUCCUUCGGCCUCAGCUCUUCUUCCAUCCUCGACGUUUCUUGGUCUCCCCCCUCCCUCUCCUCCUCAACCCAGCUGUUCCUCAGCAGCGGCAACUUCUCCAUCCUUGUGUCUGUCACCGACAGCGUAGGGUUGCAGAGUCUCUCCGAUGCCCAGCACGUCGAGAUCCCCCAGCAGGUUGUCAAUCAGUCGCAGACAGAGGACAGUAGCGUCAAGAGCAUGGAGACAGCGCUCGCCAAGCUCUCAGCUCUCCGCCAGCUCUCCCAGACCCUGCUGUAUAUCAACUCGGUGAUGCUAAGUCUGUUGCCCCAGCUCAGCCUCUACAGGAGGGGAGCAAGAAGUCUCCUCGCGUCUUCCCAGGCGUACAGGAUGCGUGUAAGAACGACGCUGCUCCGGAGCUUCGCGGGCGGCAGCGCCACGAGCGUGUCCCGGCGAAGCGCCUCGAGCAGCCUGCAGACGACCCUCCUCCUGCUCAACACGCCCGACGAGCUGAGCACAGAGGACGGAGCCACUGCGAGCAGCACCUUUUACUUGACCUUGCAGCAGGCGGACAACGUGUCUCUGAGAGGAGGAGGACUGCGCGACUCGUUCUUAAUCGUUGAGAACAUUUUCAUCUCUACUCGGCUGCAGAGCAUGGAGACACGGGACAGCGUGCGGGAGGGCAAUUUCAAGGUCCUCUCCUCCUCCCUUCCCAACUACACUCAGACCAUGUCGCCGUUCGAGCCUCCUGUCGUCUUUGAAGGCAAGUACCUGAAGCUCUCCUUCUCCUCUUCGGGGGUGGAGCAAAUGCGAGACUUUGGGGGAGGUGGAGCUCAAGUCUCCUUUCUCCCUCCAGCUCCUGCUGCUCGGAGAGCAGCAGCGGGAAGAGGAGGAGUUGCUUUCUUUGCACUGACUGACAUCUGGUACUCCAACCUCCUCCCCCUUUCAGACUCGCUUCAGCUCCUCUCGGACCGCAUGCUGGGCAUGCGCUUCCUCGCUGGCAGCGGCUCGUGCCCCGCGUCCUCCUCCUGCUUCAUCGUAGCAUUCACGUUCAACCUGACGGGGCGACUGAGUGAGGAUGAGGAAGCAAGCUUCCUGUGCGUUCUGUGGAGGAGCGGAGCAUGGAGGCAGGACGCUUGCUCGACGAGCUUCACCAUGACUGGAGGCGCGAUGAAAGGAUCCUGCUCCUGCCGCGAGGAUGGGAUGACUGCAGUCCUGAUGCGCAAGGAGAAGAAGAGCCUGCACUCCAUCAGUCAGAGUGUGUUCCGCAGCAGCAACUUCGCCGGCAUCGGUGGCCUCGUCAUCAUCCUCAUCGUGCUACUGUGCUCCUGGAUCUGCAUCCUCCUCCUCUACUGGGAGAGCAGAACGCAAGCCAUGGGCAAGAACGUCAGGGAGACGUCACAUGCUCUCGCAGGCCACAUGAUGAUGCUCAGAUUCGGCCUGUGGAACGAGGGGCACCAAAUCUUUGUCUCUUCCGAUGUCCUCUGCCCUCAGGCGCAGGACAAGACUGCCUUCCUCCUCGUCCUCGAGGGUCUCGACUUCCGUUCCUCCCUUGACCACGUCGCUCCUUGUUGGUUCUGCGAACCGACUUGGGGGAUGGAGGAAGGGCAGGAAGAGGAAGAGGACGAGGACGAGGAAGAGGAGGAGAAGGUGCUAGACGGAGGUGAGCAGCAAGUGCAUCUUAACGGCCAUUCAUCUCUGCUGACCGUCAGCUCGCCGUUGAGUCCCACGCAGGAGCGAGGGAGGGAUCUGGAGAUCAGCGCUGACGCUCCUCCCACUGUCAUCACCGUGGGCGGCAGCAGGAGGAGAAUGAGCUCUCUUACCUCCUCCGGCUCAGCUCUGUUGGUCAUCGACCAGAACCUAUGGAGAAGGUCCAGCUUUGCCGAGCUCGCCGCAGAGCGAGUCGGAGGAGCUGACCUGAUGCUCGUCUGA
Guillardia theta CCMP2712 is the source of this 6312-nucleotide messenger RNA. RefSeq lists its product as hypothetical. The coding region runs from base 1 to 6312 and encodes 2103 amino acids. The record is from RefSeq and is a predicted model, not a curated record. The transcript has 8 exons. NCBI's taxonomy places the organism in Eukaryota, Cryptophyceae, Pyrenomonadales, Geminigeraceae.